Prunus avium (sweet cherry) is the source of this 1695-nucleotide messenger RNA. RefSeq names its product FCS-Like Zinc finger 10. The record is from RefSeq and is a predicted model, not a curated record. NCBI's taxonomy places the organism in Eukaryota, Viridiplantae, Streptophyta, Magnoliopsida, Rosales, Rosaceae.
UAGAGAAGUAUAUCAGUUUUCUCCUCAGUGAAGAGCCUCUGUCUCUCUGGUUUUCAGUGCAUACAAUAUAAGAAAGGAAAAUAUGAGGUAUAAAAGUGAAGGCAAGUUAAAGUUACAGACUUUUUCACUGUCUAUCUGUGCUUUAUGUGGAUUGUUUUUGUAGUCUCAACUUCAUCAGUGAAGUUUCGGAGAAGAAAGCCAGGUUUCAAACUUAGGAUUUACCUUUUUCCCAUCCUACUCCAGGAUUUAGUGGUUACUACCAUCGAUAUACAGUAAGGAAUUGCUGGUUCCUCUUAAGAGAAGUGAGCUGUUUAGAAUAUUACAGAGGAAGAUAAGCAUGUCACGUGCAAAAAGUUUGUGCGAGGUGAUCUAAUGGCUUAUUCUAAUAUGUUAAGCCUGAAACAUACAAGCAACUCACUUUUCAGUAUUCCUGGUUUCUUUACAGGGUUUGGUAAUAAAGGUUCGUCAGAUUCUGACUCAGUUAGGAGCCCUACAUCUCCUCUAGAUUUCAGAGUUCUUUACAAUCUUAGCAACCCAUUUAGUCUUAAGUCUGGUAGACCAUCGUCCCAAAAUGGAAAUAAAAAGAAAUGGGAUUGUAGUAAAGAAGGCCUCGGCAUUGUCAAUUCACUAGGUGAUGAAACUAAAGCAACUAGUGAAGUUAUUGGUGCACCAAAGAGGAAGAAUAUAAUUUUUGGAUCACAGGUGAAAACUAACAUCUCUAACUCCUCAAAGGUUUAUUAUGAUUCAGACGAUUGUUCCAUCAAGUCCAAAUCUUUAAAUAGGAACUACAUAACUCUCGAUCCCCAACACCAAGCAGACAAAGUGAAUGGUUUCUUUGAGAGUGUGGGACGUCCUUUGGAAUCUGAACCAUCUGAAAACAUUGCAUCAUGCUUGUUAAACUCCAGUGGUUCCUCACAAAGUGGCUCUAUGUAUGAUCCAAACUUGAGGUUCAAAAGUCUUGAUUCAAUGGAUAAAAUUUUGAGUUCAUCUUUAGUUUUAGGCAGAAGUUUCCAAGUAGAAAAUUCAGUGGGUUUCAAACCCAGUUCACUUCCAGUACCUAUUGCCUCUACCCAUCAAUAUGCAUCCUCUAUCUCUGCAAGAGAGAUAGAACUGUCUGAGGAUUAUACCUGUAUAAUUUCUCAUGGUCCAAAACCUAAGACAACUCAUAUUUUUGGGGACUGUAUUUUGGAAUGUCACACAAAUGAGUUAAACAAUUUUGAUGAAGCAAAACUCUGGAUAGAAUCACCUCGAGUGGCUAAGUGCCAGGACAGAUUGGCAAAUGAGCAUUUGGAUGAAGCUUUGAGAUUCUGUUACACCUGCAAGAAGACCUUGGAAGGAGAAGAAAUGUACAUGUGCAGAGGUGAGAAAGCAUUUUGUAGUUUCGAUUGUCAUUCGGAGAAGAUUUUUGCUGAAGAGGAAACAGAAAGUAUGUGUGAUAAUUCUGCAGGUAGCUCUUCUGAAAGCUACCGUGAAGAUCUCUUCUUAUUGGGCAUGCAUUGUGAGGACAUAGAAUAGGUCUUCCUGUCUAUCAUUUUGAGCUGAUGGAUUUCAAGUGGCUGAACGCCCUGAUCAUCAGUUUUUUUCUUAUUGUUUCCUAAUUCGCUGCAAGUACUUAUCUAAGAAACCCUUUGGACCUGGUGAACUCAUUAGUGAGUGCAUGGGAUAUUUAAAUAACACCUUACCAUUUACUUCUCA